This is a messenger RNA of Cherax quadricarinatus, 1680 nucleotides long. Lineage: Eukaryota; Metazoa; Arthropoda; Malacostraca; Decapoda; Parastacidae. The record is from RefSeq and is a predicted model, not a curated record.
UUUGUGUGUGUGUGUGUGUCUUUCCAGCCGUGCUCUACAAGUAGACUACAGAUUAGACUACAGUGUGUAGACCCAGCGGUGUGUAGACUGGUGUAGUGUGCAUGUAGACGUGGUGUAGUACUGUGUAUCUCUGUGUAUCAGGCUUUACUCUAGGCCAUCUAUGUCCGUGUGCAGAAGACUUUAGCAAGAUGUAGUAUGCUGCUACCGCUGCUGUUGCUAGCUAAGCAAUCCUCUCACUCUCUCCUGAUUAAUAUAUGUGUAAUAUAUAUAUAUAGAAUCACCCCUAGAACACACACACUUAUUCCUGUUCCGGCUCCGCUCAAAACCACAAGAAGUUAAUGUUUAUUUUUAACACCCUCCAUAAUAACUGUCCAAUUCUACCUUUCAAAACACCCGGAAAUAAAAUUCUCAAAGAGAUAGCAGAACAAUUGUAGAAUAUAGAAAUGGGCUAUGAAUGCAUCACUCUAGAUAGCCGUUAUAGAGAACAGUUACCUGGAGAUAGCAGAGGUCUAUGAACAUAAAACACUUCUCCCAGAACGAAUACGCUGAAGUUGAAGAACAACCAGUUACUCUUUUCUUCAGCAAACUGUUUCAAGAAAUGUUUCUUAAGAGGCAUCAAUAAUUCCAGCACAUCUUAGAGGUAGAGCCAGUAGGCCUACUAUAGUUCUCCUGUGCUCUUCAUUCAGGAGAAGAACUUUGCUAAGGAUUUAUAACUAAAGAAGAGGAUCGUUGCAGAAUCUUGAACGUGAUUAUACCAUCCAUAAUCCGCUCGUCUACCAGCAUUUAACAUCUCUCAGCUACUACCAGUAUCUGGAACUUGCAGAACACCCACUUCCCUAGCCUCAACCACCGAAAUUGACCACCAUGGACAACGUUACCGUCAAUUCCUACGUGGAAAAUGAAACGAAGAGCACUUUACUGGACACCGCCACCAGUGAACUUGACGUCCAGGUGACCGGCAUCGUUUUAGACCCGCUGGGCUCCACAAACGAACCUGAAACCACCUCCAUAUACCGGAGGGCGCCCAUAGCCUCACUGGAGUGCAUGGAGGACUUGACUGGCUGUGGAGGUGAUCAUGUCUCUACCAGAAGUGACUCCCAGGCUAUCGUCUCCAGACAGUCAUCUCUGGUCUCCAGUCUACGAUACAAGCCACUUGGCAAGUCUGGUCUCCGAGUCUCUCAGCUGGGUCUUGGUACCUGGGUGACAUUCAGUCCUCAGGUGUCAGAGGAGACAGCAGAGGAGAUCAUCACAGUGGCUUACGAGGCCGGCAUCAACCUCUUCGACCUGAGUGAGGCUUACAGUGGAGGUCGAGCAGAGGUUCAACUGGGCAACAUUCUCAAGAAGAAGAACUGGAGGAGAACCUCGUAUCAUGUCAUCACUAAGGUCUACUGGAACUCAAAGAAAGACCGAAUGAGACGCGGGUCAGAGACAAGCAGACGGAGCGAGAGUGCCAAUGGUUCCAGAGGAGACGAGAGAGGACUGUCAAGGAAACACAUAGUGGAGUCUGUCAAGGCCUCACUGGAGCGUCUUCAGUUGGAUUAUAUUGACGUAUUGAUCAUCCACAGAGCUGAUGACAUGUGUCCCAUGGAAGGUAAUUGUUCCUGUUCAGAAUUGUUCAUCACUAUAGGUGGUUCAGGAGUGAUGGGACUAAUGGUCAAUUAUUAGCUGGUUCACCGGACA